Saimiri boliviensis boliviensis (Bolivian squirrel monkey) is the source of this 1124-nucleotide messenger RNA. It is a transcript of the gene REG4, whose product is annotated as regenerating family member 4. The record is from RefSeq and is a predicted model, not a curated record. NCBI's taxonomy places the organism in Eukaryota, Metazoa, Chordata, Mammalia, Primates, Cebidae.
GAAGAAGGCAGGGGUCCUCAGAGUCUUGGCUGCAAAACAGAUUCGCAGAUCAAGGAAAACCCAGGAGUUUCAAAGACUUGCCAGUAAGAACUCUGAGAUCCUUGCAGUAGCCACAUCCUUAGGGAAAGAAGAAGAUGACCUCUAAAAGCAUGCGGCUGCUCCUACUACUGAGCUGCCUGCCCAACACAGGAGUCCUAAGUGAUAUCAUCAUGAGACCCAGCUGUGCUACUGGAUGGUUUUACCACAGGGCCAAUUGCUAUGGUUACUUCCGGAAGCUGAGGAGCUGGUCUGACGCCGAGCUCGAGUGUCAGUCUUACGGAAAUGGAGCCCACCUGGCAUCUGUCCUGAAUUUAAAGGAAGCCAGCACCAUAGCAGAGUACAUAAGCGGCUAUCAGAGAAGCCAGCCCGUAUGGAUCGGCCUGCAUGACCCACAGAAGAGGCAGCGAUGGCAGUGGAUUGACGGGGCCGCUUAUCUGUACAGAUCCUGGUCUGGCAAGUCCAUGGGUGGGAACAAACACUGUGCCGAGAUGGGCUCCAGUAACAACUUUUUAACUUGGAACAGCAACGAAUGCAACAAGCGCCAACACUUCCUGUGCAAAUACCGACCAUAGAGCAAGAAGGAAGAUUCUGCUAACUCCCGUACAGCCCUGUCCUCUUUCUUUCUGCUAGCCAGGCUAAAUCUGCUCAUUAUCUCAGAGAGGAAACCUAGCAAAAUAAGAGUGUUAAGGCCCCUGUUGCACUGGCUUUUUUAGGCUUAGGGACAGAAACUUUAGCAUUGGCACAGUAGUGACUUCUAGCUGUAAACGUUCACCCUGCCAUCCCUUUCCACAACCCGACACUUCUUCCUUCCUCCCCUCUCUCUGGCUGUCUUGAGCAGUCUAGAAAAGUGCUUCUCCAGCCAAUGAAACAGCUGAGUCUUUGGCCAUAAGAAGUAAAGACUUGAAGACAGGAGGAAGAAACUCAUGAGUAAGCCUCUAGCCCCUUUCAGCUUCGACACCCUCUGCCCUCUCUCCAUUGCCCACACAUGCCCACUCAACUCCUGCUCGUUUUUCUUUUGGCCAUGGGAAGGUUUGCUAGUAGAAUCCUUGCUAGGCUGUUGUGGGCCAUACAUUCUUUUAAUAAAC